AUGAGUGCCGCGGAUGGAGUAGUGGUUCCCGCACUGGGCCAAGGCGCCGGAUGGGGCAUCAUCGUCGGAGCGGGCGCCUUCUUUACGCUGGGCAUGUGGCUGGUCUCGAUCCUCCUGGCCAAAUUCCAGCACGAGGUCCAAGGCUCCGAGAUGUUCAUGACGGCCAAGCGAUCCAUUCGCUCUGGUCUGGUGGCCUCGGGCGUCGUGUCUGGGUGGACGAUCGCAGCCACGCUCCUGACCUCGACGAGCUGGGUGUACGAGUUCGGCGUGAGCGGAGCCUACUUUUACGCCGCCUACGCCAACGUGCAAAUAUUUGUUUUUGCAAUUGCCGCCGUCGAGCUCAAGCGCCGCGCGCCAGGCGCUCACACCGUGCUGGAGGUCACUCGUAUCCGCUAUGGGACGCUGGGUCACGCGACCCAGAUCUUCUACUCGACGCUGCGCCAGAUCUUCAACAGCGUCAAUAUCCUCAUCGGCGGCAGCGCCGUGUUCACCGCGCUGACCGGCAUGAACGUUAUUGCCGGAAUUUGGACUUUACCGCUGGGCGUGGCCUUAUACACUAUGGCUGGCGGCAUCAAGGCUACCAUUCUGACGGACUAUGCGCACAAUAUCAUCGUCUAUGUCCUCAUUCUGACGGGCAUGUUCGUCGUCUACACCACCUCCAGCUUGCUCGGGUCUUCCGGCGCGGUCUUUGAUGCCCUGCAAGAUGCAGCACAGCGAGACCCGGUCGCCGGAAAUUCCGGCGGCAGCUAUUUGACCAUGUCGAGCCAGACUGGAAUUCUACUGGGCGUGGUGGUGCUGACCUCAGCGUUCGGGAGUACGGUCGAUGUCCAAUUGUUCCAGAAAGCUAUUGCAGCCAGUCCAGGAGCUACGCUCCCGGGCUAUUUUAUCGGCGGCCUGGCGUGGCUAGCCAUUCCCUUUGGUCUCGCCACCACCUUUGGGUUGACAUGCAGAGCCGUCGAGGAUACCCCUUUCUUCCCGACCUAUCCUCGCCCAAUGUCCGCGCUGGAGAUCAGUCGAGGCCUCGCCUUACCCUAUGCGACCGAGACACUUAUGGGAAAAGGCGGUUCGGGAUUCGUUUUGCUGAUGACGUUCAUGGCCUGCACGAGCGGGUUUUCCUCCGACCUGGUCUCCGUCGCGUCAGUCUUCACGUACGACGUGUACGCCGCGUACAUCGACCCCAACGUGCGCGGCACUCGCGUCAUGACCAUCUCGCACCUGACCGUUGUCGUGUGGACCGUUUGCAUAGCGGCCAUUGCCACGGGUCUUUCGCAGACGACCAUUGGUGUCAGCUACAUCCUGACCACGACUGGGAUCUGGACGGCGUCCAUGGUGUUCCCUAUGUAUGCGACUGUUCUGUGGGGCCAACAGAACGUUGUUGCUGCGGGCCUGGCUCCGACCCUAGGGUCAGUCACGGCCAUCGCGAGCUGGCUAGGCAGUGCGUACGCUCUCGAAGGGGCUGUCACUGUCGACACCACUUCAGCUGUGCUGCCCCUGGUCGUUGGCAACUCGGUGUCGCUGGUCAGUGGAGCUGUGUAUAGUGUUCUGUUGACCUUUGUGUUUGGAUCGCAGGAGUUUGACUGGGAUCUGCUGAAGACGGGCAUCCGCGCCGUCGAUGACUCGGACGUCAAGGGCGUCACUCCGGAACAGCUGGCGCAGCAGAUCGGCAGUGAGAAGCUCAGCAAAGAGGAAGAACGCUCGCUCGUGCAGGCCAAGAAGGUGGGGAUCGUGUUGGCAGCGGUGCUGUUCUUGGUCUUUGUCGUGUUGAUCCCUCUGCCCCUGUACGGCACAGGGUAUGUGUUCAGCAAAGAGUUCUUCACAUUUUGGGUGGUCUUGACCUUUGGCAUCGCCUGGAGUUCGGCAUUGGUGAUCUUGUUAUUGCCCGUGUGGCAGUCCCGACGGACCUUGUUGCGGUUCUGGAGGUACGCGUUCGGAAAGCGAAGACAGUCGCUGGCAGACCAGGAGCAACGGCCACGAAAUAUAGAGACAUAGAAGAUAAAAC
Molecule: messenger RNA, 1999 nt
Organism: Exophiala xenobiotica
Lineage: Eukaryota; Fungi; Ascomycota; Eurotiomycetes; Chaetothyriales; Herpotrichiellaceae
Exons: 2
Coding region: 1-1989 (662 amino acids)
Biological process (GO): putrescine transport; urea transmembrane transport; spermidine transport
Cellular component (GO): plasma membrane
Molecular function (GO): spermidine transmembrane transporter activity; urea transmembrane transporter activity; putrescine transmembrane transporter activity
Source: RefSeq, a predicted model, not a curated record